This is a messenger RNA of Laccaria bicolor S238N-H82, 1206 nucleotides long. RefSeq lists its product as uncharacterized. Lineage: Eukaryota; Fungi; Basidiomycota; Agaricomycetes; Agaricales; Hydnangiaceae. Gene Ontology annotation, molecular function: zinc ion binding; nucleic acid binding. The record is from RefSeq and is a predicted model, not a curated record. Bases 1 to 1206 code for a protein of 401 amino acids. The transcript has 6 exons.
AUGGCAUACGCGAACUUAAAGGAGGCAGAUAUAAUCGACCUCACCAGUCCUCCACCACCCCUGGAAUCUGUUGUUUUUGAUUCCGAUACUGAGUUUGAUCUUGAUGUGUCUACUUACGACUUCGAAAAAUUUCCAAGAGAAACGCAGAGGAAGAAGUUCAACAAGAGCUUGGGAGGAACCGACGGUGGCGGCCUCAAUAAAAUGGCGACAACGGAUAUGAAUCCGCCAGAAUUGAAUACAUCUGGGAGACAUGGGAAGCGGAAAAGAGAGAUUGAUACGCACAAUCGAGAAAUGGAUCAUGACUUGCAGAGACGCCGUGUAGAAAGUACACAACUCGAAUCUCCAAAACCGCCUCACGCGAACAUAUUUUUCGUCGACGUGCAACCCACACCCUUAGAUAUUAUGCCUCCGUCUACCUUUCCACAGGAGGAACCUGCAAAGAAACUGCUGCUACCCGCUCAUGUAACCGUGUUUGGAACAACGCCUGCUGAGAUUUUACCCGAAUCGAUUGCUGAGGAAGACGAAGAUGACUUCAUAAACUAUCUGGAUUUAGACGAUACCAGGACGCUAGUUCGAUACUAUGAGAGUCCACCCACUCCUGCCUCAGUGUUAACUAGUCAUGCCCGAAUCGACGUUUGGCACGCUCAGCCUCCUCGAGGCAAAGAAUGCCCAACAUGGUGGCGCAUUUACGAGUAUUUGACCGAGGAUGAAAGACUCGAUUCUCUGGAUGCACGGCGGAGAAGAAAAGGCUUAGCUCUAGGUCAGGGCGACGAAGGAUACGUAGCCGACGACGAGUGGUGCUAUCGUUGUGGAAGUUCUGGCCAUUGGGGUGAUGAUUGCUGUGAACAAGAAACUUACGAUCAACCAGUGGAGCCGUCGGCGUUUAGUUCAUAUAACCUUACUUCCGGACCCUUCGACACUUCUCGACAGAAAGAACAAGCCUUUAUAUCAAGAAAUCGCGAGUUUCGAGAGUCUGAACUGGCUUCUGAUUGGGGUGCAAAUGCUCCUGAACUUGUCGGUCGACGAGCUAAAAAGAAAGCAAAGGCAGCUCUCGAGCAAACAGCUCGGAAGCAGCAAGAGGCCGAAAAUGAUUCCGACAAUUGGUUUGAGACUGCCAAGAAGCAUAGCGGCGAAAUCCAGCAUCCACCUCAAAAGGUUCCCAAGAAAUUAUCUUUUGGAACUUCAUUGCGAGGGCCGCCACUCUAG